Molecule: messenger RNA, 2124 nt
Organism: Dipodomys spectabilis (banner-tailed kangaroo rat)
Lineage: Eukaryota; Metazoa; Chordata; Mammalia; Rodentia; Heteromyidae
Product: long-chain-fatty-acid--CoA ligase ACSBG2-like
Exons: 14
Coding region: 1-2124 (707 amino acids)
Cellular component (GO): endoplasmic reticulum; membrane
Molecular function (GO): long-chain fatty acid-CoA ligase activity
Source: RefSeq, a predicted model, not a curated record
AUGGCGUCGGUCACCUGGAGUUCGGGCCGGGAGUUCGGGCAGCGGCUCCCGCGGCGGCGGCUGCGUGUUGGUCCCCGUUGUACAAUGAAGAGUGAUCCUUACAAACCUGGAAGGGCAGAGGCCCCGGUAACUCAAGAACAGGAGCCCGAGCCCCUCAAAGUGGACAAGAAUUUAGCUCAAGGUGCCGCUGGACUGUGGACCACCUACCGUGAUGGAGCUGUCCUCCUCCGGCUUUCAAAGCAUGGGCCUGGCCAUGAGAUCCCUGUGACCAUCCCUGAACUAUUUCAAGAGUCAGUCGACCGCUUUGGUGCUUAUCCAGCCCUGGCAACGAAGAACAGCAGAAGCUGGGACACUCUGAGCUUCAGUCAGUAUUAUGAGGCCUGCCGCAAGGCCGCCAAAGCCUUGAUUAAGCUGGGCUUGGAGCGCUUCCACGGUGUCGGCAUCCUGGGCUUCAACUCGGUUGAGUGGUUCAUUGCGGCCCUCGGGGCUAUCAUGGCAGGGGGCCUCUGCGUUGGCAUUUACGCCACCAACUCUUCGGAAGCUUGUCACUAUGUCAUCACGCAUGCCAAGGUGGACAUCCUGCUGGUGGAGAACGACCUCCAAUUACGCAAGAUCCUCUCGAUCCCACAGGAUGGGCUGGAGACCCUGAAGGCAAUCAUCCAGUACAAAGAGCCCAUGACCAGCCGCGACAACCUGUACUGUUGGGAUGAUUUCAUGGAGCUGGGCAACUACGUUUCUGAGGUCCAGCUGGACCGCAUCAUCUUGAGCCAGAGAGCCAAUCAGUGCGCUGUACUCAUCUACACCUCGGGGACCGUGGGAAAGCCCAAGGGCGUGAUGCUCAGCCACGACAACAUCACAUGGAUGGCUGGGGCGAUGGUGAGGGACCUGGGGCUCAACGAGAUGUCAGGGAAGCAGGAGAUGGUGGUCAGCUACCUGCCCCUCAGCCACAUUGCUGCCCAGAUGAUGGACAUUUGGAUACCCAUCAAGAUCGGGGCGCUCACGUUCUUCGCUCAACCAGAUGCGCUCAAGGGCACCUUGGUGAGCACCUUGCAGGAGGUCAAGCCGACCGCCUUCCUGGGGGUACCCCGAAUUUGGGAGAAGAUACACGACACAAUCGAAGAAAACAUCGCCAAGUCGUCGGGCUUGAAGAAGAAGGCAUUUGCUUGGGCGAAACUGAUUGGUUUGAAGGUCAACACCCAAAGGAUGCUGGGGAAGCGGGACAUCCCGGUGAACUACCGCAUGGCCAAGGCCCUGGUGUUCAGCAAGGUCAAGCAUUCCCUGGGCCUGGACCGCUGCCACUCCUUCGUCAGCGGGGCGGCGCCCCUCACCCAGGAGACCUGCGAGUUCUUCCUCAGCCUGGACAUCCCCAUCUGCGAGUUCUACGGCAUGAGCGAGACCUCGGGGCCCCACACCUACUCCAACAGCAGCAACUACAGGGUUCUCAGCUGUGGCAAGAUCCUGAGCGGGUGCAAGAAUAUGCUGUUCCAGCCCAACAAGGAUGGCAUCGGGGAGGUAUGCAUGUGGGGCCGGCACGUGUUCAUGGGUUACCUGGAGCGCGAGGAGGCCACGGCAGACGUGAUCGACGAGGAGGGCUGGCUGCACUCGGGGGACCUGGGCCGCAUGGACAACCAGGGCUUCCUGUUCAUCACGGGCCGCAUCAAAGAAAUCCUCAUCACUGCUGGUGGCGAGAAUGUGCCCCCCAUCCCCAUUGAGACCCUGGUGAAGGAGAAAAUCCCCAUCGUAAGCAACGCCAUGCUGGUGGGAGAUGGAGCCAAGUUCCUGAGCUUGCUCCUGACGCUCAAGUGUCAGAUGGAUCAGAAAAGUGGGGAGCCCCUGGACAACCUGAGCUGGGAUGCCAUCGACUUCUGCCAGAGUGUGGGCAGCCAGGCGAAAACCGUGCGGGACAUCGUGGGUCAGCAGGACCCGCUGGUCUACAAGGCCAUCCAGCAGGGCAUCGACGCCGUGAACCAGGAGGCCACCUCCAACGCCCAGAGGAUUCGCAAGUGGCUCAUCCUGGACAAAGACUUCUCCAUCCAAGGCGGGGAGCUGGGUCCCACGACCAAAAUGAGGAGACAUUUCAUAAUCCAGAAAUACAAACCGCAGAUCGACACUCUGUACUGCUGA